Molecule: messenger RNA, 788 nt
Organism: Hyalella azteca
Lineage: Eukaryota; Metazoa; Arthropoda; Malacostraca; Amphipoda; Hyalellidae
Exons: 3
Coding region: 365-727 (120 amino acids)
Source: RefSeq, a predicted model, not a curated record
GGCAUUAAAAGAGAAUGCAUAAGUUUCGUGGACAUUAAGAGUUUUACCGAGGUUGCCAAACAAGAAGGGAAAGAAUGCACUUCGCAGAUAAAAAACAACUCAUUGCUGUUCUCGACUUGAACUCAACGUAUAAUUUAUAGUAUUCGUCAGUUAGAAGAUUCUCCGUAAUAUUAGAGAGAUUGAACUAAUGAGUUAGUUUACAGCAUGUUUAUACCGCACAAGUCAGAACACCAAAUGAACAGCUUGUUCUAGAUGAAUAAUAUUCAUUGUUAUUAUUCUUACACAUAAGCUGUAGCAUAAUUAAAUUAUUAUUCUGUUUGAUUCAAGUUUUUUAUGAGAGGAAAUUUGGAGUAAUUUGGCCGCGAUGAAGCGAAUCAUUCGGCCGUCGAUUCUUCAUCUUCUGGUUCUCGCCUGCAUCACAAUCUUUGGAGCCAUGUUCGUAGUUGAGGUCAAAUUCGCGAUGGUGAAGGGGACAGUGCCGCUUGAAAAUCAUUCAACUUAUGAGCACUUUGCAGACCUUCGCGAGGUAACAUUCAGACUGAAAGGACCACUUCAGCCUGAUGAUCCAUCCCUGAUAUCCGUCAUCAAGCGUGACUAUUUACGGCCUCCAGGAUCAGGACCUUACCAGUUGCGCCACCUUGUCUCAGGCGACUACGAAGAUAAAUUGAUCAGCGAGCUUUGGAUAGACUCGUACCUAAGGGACAUUUAUCCUCCUGGUAAAAAAUGAUAUUUCGUGGAAGCGGGAGCAUUGGAUGGUGAGUACCUCUCCAACACCCUGCGUCUGGAGA